This is a messenger RNA of Egretta garzetta (little egret), 2071 nucleotides long. It is a transcript of the gene PSMD11, whose product is annotated as proteasome 26S subunit, non-ATPase 11. Gene Ontology annotation, biological process: ubiquitin-dependent protein catabolic process. Gene Ontology annotation, molecular function: protein binding; structural molecule activity. The transcript has 13 exons. Lineage: Eukaryota; Metazoa; Chordata; Aves; Pelecaniformes; Ardeidae. Gene Ontology annotation, cellular component: proteasome regulatory particle, lid subcomplex. The record is from RefSeq and is a predicted model, not a curated record. The coding region runs from base 233 to 1207 and encodes 324 amino acids.
UCAAGGUAACUUUUCCCGCUCUUUUCUAGUGAAACGCGAUGUCCAGGAAAAUGAUGAAGAAGCGGUGCAAGUCAAAGAGCAGAGCAUCCUGGAGCUGGGGUCGCUUUUGGCCAAGACUGGGCAGGCAGAAGAGCUGGGAGGACUUCUGAAAUAUGUUCGACCUUUCUUGAACUCCAUCAGCAAAGCAAAGGCAGCCCGCUUAGUCCGAUCUCUGCUCGAUCUGUUCCUUGACAUGGAGGCAGCAACAGGACAGGAGGUUGACCUGUGUUUAGAGUGUAUUGAAUGGGCCAAAUCAGAGAAGAGGACUUUCCUACGCCAGGCGCUGGAGGCGAGGCUGGUCUCUUUGUACUUCGAUACCAAGAGGUACCAAGAAGCGCUGCAGCUAGGCUCCCAGCUUCUUCGGGAAUUGAAAAAGAUGGACGACAAGGCAUUGCUGGUGGAAGUACAGCUGUUAGAAAGUAAGACUUACCAUGCCCUGAGCAAUCUGCCAAAAGCAAGAGCAGCCUUAACCUCUGCACGGACUACAGCCAACGCAAUCUACUGUCCACCGAAGCUGCAGGCAGCGUUAGACAUGCAGUCAGGUAUUAUCCAUGCAGCAGAAGAGAAGGACUGGAAAACAGCCUACUCGUAUUUUUAUGAGGCAUUUGAAGGAUAUGAUUCGAUUGACAACCCAAAAGCCAUCACUGCACUGAAAUACAUGUUGCUGUGCAAAAUCAUGCUGAACAUCCCAGAAGAUGUGCAAGCGUUAGUGAGUGGAAAGCUUGCUCUGCGGUAUGCAGGAAGACAGACAGAAGCACUAAAAUGUGUGGCACAGGCCAGUAAGAACCGAUCGCUGGCAGACUUUGAAAAGGCUCUGACAGACUAUAAGGUGGAGCUCAGGGACGACCCCAUCAUAAACACUCACUUGGCUAAGCUCUACGAUAACUUAUUGGAACAGAAUCUGAUCAGAGUCAUCGAACCCUUCUCCAGAGUACAGAUUGAACACAUAUCCAGCCUCAUCAAGCUCUCAAAGGCUGAGGUAGAAAGGAAACUGUCACAGAUGAUCUUGGACAAGAAAUUUCACGGCAUCCUUGACCAAGGCGAGGGCGUCCUGAUCAUCUUCGACGAACCCCCCGUAGACAAAACUUACGAAGCUGCCCUCGAGACUAUUCAGAAUAUGAGCAAAGUAGUGGAUUCGCUCUACAACAAAGCCAAGAAGCUAACAUAGAGUUGAAUUUGCUAGCUGUCAUUUGGAGAGUGUGUGUGACAGGAGAGUGAAACCUUUGGGAAAAUGUUAGGAGACUUUUUUUUUUUUUUCUUUGUUCUACUUUUCGCUCGGAAAGUUUUUAAACUUCCUCAUCCAGUGCAUCUUGUAUUCCAUACGAUGCGUGUUCCAGUUUCCAUGUAAUCUUUACUGGCCGAACUUUGUAUCUGGGGGGGGGAAUAUUGUUUAAACAAAGAGGGUAUUCUAAAUAAAAGGAAAAAGGCUUACACUACCUAAACAUGUGCUUUCCACUUCCUGAGGGAUGGCAGAGAGUUAAGCAGGGACAAAGUUUUGUUACCAGUAGGUGCCCAAGACAAGUUUGUUUCAUCUCUCCCUCUGCUCUGAAAUCUGAGACUUACUGACCGUGUUUAAGCAGCCAAGUUUAUUCCAUUUGUACUGAACCAAAAAAAACCCGAAAUGUACAGACUGCUGGCUUCUUUUGAAAUCUUCAAGGCCUCAGAUCCCCUCGAAAGCAGCUCGACAAUGAUUUUCCUGAAGGCUUUCGCACCCGAGGAACCUGCUUCAGAAUUGUCAUUGUGCUGUGCUAGCCCAGACCCACCCUGCGCAGCCAAAAACCUCCAGACGGCUGCAGCCACUCUCUAGACCAUUAGGCCAGUUUCUAAUAAAGGGAACAGCGCAGGUUUCCCCGGGAGGCCUGCAUUGCAUGCUAUUGUUUUAAAAUAGAUUAGAUUUUAAAUGUUUUAUCCGUUCCCCCCCCCACCUGCAUUGGUAGGAAGAACAGGUGAGCAGGCGUUCCCCGCGUCCUCGCCUCCCUGCGGGAGCCAAACCUCCUGCGGCGGGGGGGGGGGGGGGUGGGCCCGGGGGGAG